AUGGCCCUUGUUGGACGAAGCAAGGUUGCGUUAAUUGUUUGUUUGCGUGAUCGUGAAUCGCGCAGCUUCGGAGAAAUUGCGGAAAAAGUGGGAAUGUCGAAAAACGAAGUGUGGAACAUCUACAAACGAGCUAAGAACCCACCAGAACCGCUGCGUCGAGGGAGGCCACGAAAGCUCGAUCCAAGGGACGAGAUCACCAAUGCCGCCGAACUGCGCUCGCAGCUUGAGCUUGCGCAUGCGCCGGUGCAAACGGUGCAACAGAGGUUGAGAGAAUUAAUGAGUACGGAGCAUCGUGCCGAGUUACUGAAGAACUUGAUUUUGCGUCUCCAUGACGAGGAUGGAUGGGCAUUCAGAUGA
Molecule: messenger RNA, 357 nt
Organism: Cylicocyclus nassatus
Lineage: Eukaryota; Metazoa; Nematoda; Chromadorea; Rhabditida; Strongylidae
Source: the annotation of a GenBank genome assembly